AUGAAAAGGUGCUCCAUCACAAGUGCUCGAUAUACAACAAUGUUGCAGAAUUACGUAGCUCCAGAAUUGCAACAUCGAAAUGUCGUUAAUGACUUUGUAUGGAUGCAAGAUGGUUCUCCUCCACACGUCACCACAUCUGUUCGGCAAGCGCCGCAACAGCAGUUUGGAGAUGGAGUCAUGUCCUCGGAAGAAGACAAAAUAAGAGAUGCAGAGUGCAUCGACUCGCUGGUGUGUGCUGAACUUCCAGAUGCUACUCGACAUCCGGAGCUACACAACAUUGUGAAGUCAUCGAUGAUUCACGGACCCUGCGGUGAACUGAAUAGAAACUCUCCCUGCAUGAGUGAUGGUGUAUGUUCGAAAGGAUUUCCGAAACCGUUUCAGGCAGAAACUAAAGAGAACGUGAAUGGCUACCCACUCUACAGAAGAAGGGACGAUGGAAACUUUAUCGUGAUCAAGGGUCAUGCCAUCGAUAACAGAUGGGUCGUUCCUUACAAUCCGUAUUUAUCGAAAAAGUACAACGCCCACAUAAACGUUGAAGUAUGCAGCUCCAUAAAAUCGGUGAAGUAUUUGUUCAAAUACGUGUACAAGGGUCAUGAUGCAGCUAAAGUUGUUCUGGAAGAAUCUGGAGAUAGAACUUUAAUGUGGGACGAGAUCAAAUGCUUCUUAAAUGCAAGAUACGUGUCUGCCCCUGAAGCAGCGUGGAGGCUGUAUGUAUGGAAGUGA
This is a messenger RNA of Stegodyphus dumicola, 723 nucleotides long. RefSeq lists its product as uncharacterized. The record is from RefSeq and is a predicted model, not a curated record. Lineage: Eukaryota; Metazoa; Arthropoda; Arachnida; Araneae; Eresidae.